Messenger RNA from Nyctereutes procyonoides (raccoon dog), 9740 nucleotides. It is a transcript of the gene ADAP2, whose product is annotated as ArfGAP with dual PH domains 2. Gene Ontology annotation, biological process: positive regulation of GTPase activity. Gene Ontology annotation, cellular component: intracellular membrane-bounded organelle; plasma membrane. Bases 100 to 1245 code for a protein of 381 amino acids. Gene Ontology annotation, molecular function: phosphatidylinositol bisphosphate binding; GTPase activator activity. The transcript has 11 exons. The record is from RefSeq and is a predicted model, not a curated record. NCBI's taxonomy places the organism in Eukaryota, Metazoa, Chordata, Mammalia, Carnivora, Canidae.
GCUGCUUCCCUCUCCACCUGCCGGGCGAGCUCCGCGCCAUGGGCCGCUGCAGGCUGGGGGGCGGCGGAGCCGAGCCCCGCUGAGCCCGCCGGGCCGGCCAUGGGCGACCGCGAGCGCAACAAGAAGCGGCUGCUGGAACUGCUGCAGGCGGCGGGCACCGGCAACGCGCGCUGCGCGGACUGCGGAGCGGCGGAUCCCGACUGGGCCUCCUACAAGCUGGGCAUUUUCAUCUGUCUCAACUGCUCCGGCGUCCACCGCAACUUCCCAGACAUCAGCAAAGUUAAAUCCGUGAGACUUGACUUCUGGGACGACAGUACUGUGGAGUUUAUGAGCCACAAUGGGAACCUCCGUGUGAAGGCCAAGUAUGAAGCCAGAGUCCCUGCUUUCUACUAUGUCCCCCAAGCCAACGACUGCCUAGUGUUAAAGGAACAGUGGAUUCGAGCUAAGUAUGAAAGACAGGAAUUUAUGGCCGAUGGGAAAACCAUGUCAUCCCCAGGUAACCGAGAAGGGUUCCUGUGGAAGCGAGGGAGGGACAAUGCUCAGUUCCUGAGGAGGAAGUUUGUCCUGCUGGCAAGAGAAGGCCUCCUGAAGUACUAUACAAAAGAAGAGGGUAAAGGCCCCAAAGCUGUCAUCAGCAUCAAGGACUUGAAUGCUACCUUCGAGACAGAGAAGAUAAGGAACCCCCAUGGGCUGCAGAUCACCUACAGGAAAGAGGGCCACAUCAGGAACCUGUUCGUGUACCAUGAGAGUGGGAAGGAGAUAGUGGACUGGUUCAAUGCCCUCCGUGCAGCCCGUCUGCAAUACCUAAAAACGGCCUUUCCUGAGCUCCCAGAGUCUGAGCUCGUGCCCCUCAUCACCAGGAACUACCUCAAACAAGGCUUCAUGGAAAAGACUGGUCCAAAGCAAAGAGAACCUUUCAAGAAAAGAUGGUUUGCUCUGGAUCCCCAGGAGCGGAGGCUGCUGUAUUACAAGAACCCACUGGAUGCCUUUGAACAGGGCCAGGUCUUCUUGGGGAGCAACGAGCAGGGGUAUGGAGUCUAUGAAGACCUGCCCAAGGGCAUCCGGGGGAACCGCUGGAAAGCCGGCCUCACCAUCAUCACCCCGGAGCGGAGAUUUGUCUUCACCUGCCCCAGUGAGAAAGAGCAGCGGGAGUGGCUGGAGAGUUUUCGGGAUGUCCUCUCUCGCCCCUUGACGCCCCUCAACCUCCUCCCUGCAUCAUCGGAGAGUGGCCACAGCAGCAGGUGACUCGUUGGCUGAGGAGCUGGCCACUGGUCACCUGAAGCUCAUGGGAAGAAGGACAAGCUGUCACCUAGGCCUUCGGUGCCCAGCAGAAGUGCCCCGAGGUCAGCAGCCAUGGCUGGCCAUGAACUCUGCCAAGACUGAAGCUUUGGCCUUUACUUACUGGCUCCCUGGGCCUUCCCACUGCCCUGGGGGUCUUGGGGACCUGGCACCUGUCAUCAAGGCUCUGGAGAUCUGAGAUGAAGGUGCUGCAAUGGAAAGCCACCCACCAUGUCAUGCAAGUGGCAUGUUUGCUCAAAGAGAAAAAAAAGGUUGAUUCUGAAUCUAACCAUGAGGGAAUAAUCAGACAAAUCCACAUUAGGGACAUUCUGUAAAACAGCUGGCCUGCACUCCUCAAAAGUGUCAGGAUCAUGAAAGAUAAAGUCAGGAGGAAACUUACCUAGAUAAAAGAAGACUAAGGGAGGCAACAAGGUACAAUUCAUGAUUCUUGAUGGAUCCUGGAUUUUUACACUUUAUUUUAUUUUUUAAGAUUUUUAUUUUUAAGCAAUCUCUACACCCAAUGCAGGGCUCAAACUCAUGACCCCAAGAUCAAGGGUCACAUGCUCCAGCAACUGAGCCAGCCAGGCAACCCUGGAUUCUAAGUUUUUAAAAAACAGCUAUAAAAGACCUAAUUGAGAUACCUGGGGCAGUUUGAAUAUGGAUGUAUAUUAGCUAAUCAUGAUGUGAGACUGAUAAUUAUGUUAUAUUUGUGUAGGAGAUUGCUCUUGUUCUUAAUGAACACGUGCUAAAAAGUUCAGGGGUAAAAUGGAAUAAUCUUUAGUCUACAACUGACUCUUACGUGGGUCAGCAAAGAAUAAGUGUAUUUGUACAUGUAUAUAUAGAAAGUAUAUACAUAUAUAUAUAGUGUGUGUAUGUGUAUAUAUGGAAGACAGGAAGUAUAUAUAUAUAUAUAUAUAUACAGGGAGAGAGAGAAAAAGCAAGCCACAGUGCAAAAUGUUAGCAACUGAAGAAUCUACAGGAAGUAUAGAUGGGGUCUUUAUUGUCCUGUUGGUGCAAAUUUUCUAGUGACUCAAAAGUGUUCAAACUAAAAAGUUGGAAGCUGGGGAAAUUUUUAAAGAAACAUCCACUCUCAGCCUUCAAAAGCAGUGUGUUUUCAAUAUGAAUCAAGAUAGUUCCUGACAGUUCAUGUUAGAAGAAAUGAAAACCUAGAGAAUACAAAAAAAACAAUGUCUGAACUGAUGAUCGUCAUACUCCAGAAAGAAAGAAGCAAGCCGAGGAGGCGGCUGUGCUGGACCCUAGGACACAGCUGUCCAAUCUGCGUGUCAGCUGUGGCCUUGCCACUGACUUGAAAUUGUUGAAAACCUCACUUUCCCACUGAUGUGCCUUGGCUUUUCUCUUUUACUUAAGGAAGUUGUGCUAACUAUUGAAAUUCAAUGGAAGCAAUAAGUAUUUUUGAGCAUCUCCUAGGUGCCAGGCUCUGGGCUAAGCCUUGGGAAUAGGGCAGGAAUCACAUGAUCCCUGCUGUCACAGAUCCCAGGCUGCUACAAGUCAACUCUUACACAGGGUGGGACGAUGCCACGAGUGUUCAGAACAGGAAGUACAAGCUCCUUGGGUAGCAUGCAGCAUAGGGUUUCCCCUAACUGAGGGUCGGGGGAUAGGACGGCCUCUGUCCUCUCCAGAAAGUGACGUUGAAAUAGAAACCUUAAAGAUAUUUAGAGGUUAGUCAAAGGGAAGAGGGUGGGGAAGACACUCGUCUCAGGGAAGUAAAUGUUCAAAGGCCUUUGGAUGGGAAAGAGGAACUGAUAGAAAUCGUGAAGGGCUGAUGUGUUAGAGAAACAGAUCACCGAGGUCUCUGCUCUGUGAUUCUUUGUCUUUCAUGUGAUGUGCAGAGGAACAUUUGGUGUUCUCUCUUCAUUUUGGUGGAGACGGAAAGGGUUGGGAGGGUGUUUACUAGAGUUGCUGCUUUUUACGGUGUUUUCCUAUGGAUUCCCCCCAGAGGACAAGCAGUGUUAUUGGAGUGUCUUUUCGGAGGCUUCUUGACAGCCCAGAGGAAGAUGUGGGUGCUUCCUCUUCUGGCUCCUGAAGCACCUUGAAAAUGUCUGUUUCAAUACCUGCUGGGUUCAAUACCUAAGGGUCAGUUGACUCACCUGCCUUUUUUACUACCCAUGAGCGAUGCCUAGAGAGGAAGAAAGAAGUAAACAGGCAGUAAGAAAGCUACUUGGUAUUAAGAAGGAAAGUCACAUGAUCAGAUUCCAAACUUAGGAAAAGAAGGCAGCAAUGUAGAGUAUGAGAAGGAAGCAGAGAGAUCAGUUGGGAGGCCAUUGCAUAAAUCACAAGCACCAUCGUAAUGCCUAGUUCUGGGCUUGUGUCUGAGGGAGCACACCAGCUCUAUUUCCCAUCUCUUCUUUCUUAAACAUCCUCCUCUUGUUCAGACAGAAAAGCCAUACCUCUUACCCGCCUUAAACCUUACUAGAGUAUAUUGCUCCAAGGCAUAAAAAUCUUUAUUUGGGAUGCCAAAUAAAGAGAUCUUUUGAAAUAAGAGUGACAAGCCUUCUUUUUAAAUUUUAUUUUUUAUAUCACUCUAAAAUUGACUUUUUUUUACUGUUCUGUAAGUCUUAAUACAAUAGGAUUCAUGUAAUUAUCACCACAACCAGAAUAAAGAAUGGUUACAUCACUUCAAACAUUCCCUAGUGCUACCUCAGCCACACCCUUCCCCUGCUACCUGCCAAUCACAGAUCUGUUCUUCAUCAGUCCAGAUUUGUAUUUUUGAAGAUGUCAUAUAAAUGGAAUCAUUCAAUAUGUAAUUUUUGAAACUGGCUUCUUUCAGUAUAAUGCCUUCGAGAUUCAUCCAAGCCACUGCAUGUAUCAAUAAUUCUUAUUGCUGAGUAGUAUUGCGUUAUAUGGAUGUGCCACAGUUUGUUUAUCCCAUGGAAUAGUACUCAGCAAUAAAAAGGAAUGAAUUAUUAAUACAUGCAACAAUAUCCAGGAGUGGCACUGUUGAGUUAUAUGGUAGGUGUAUGUUUAACUUUAUAACAAACCAUCAAACUGUUUUCCAGAGAGGCUGGACUAUUUUGCAUUUCCACUAAUGAUAUUUGAGAAUCCUAGUUACUCUGCCCAGAAGUCCAGUGUACCAUCCAUUGUGCCACAGAGCCAGGAAGAGAGUUCCAGUUACUCUGCAUCAUCACCAGCACUUGGUAUUGUCAGUACUCUUAAUUUUAACAGUCCUAAUAAAUGUGUAGUGGUUUUCCAUGGUUUUCAUUUGUAUUUCUCUAGUGGCUGGUGAUGCUGAACAUUUUUUCAUGUGCUUAUCUUUGGAGAAGUGACUUUGGUUCCAUGUCUCAUUUUUUAAAUUAAUUUUUUUAAAAGAUUUUAUUUAUUCAUUUGAGAGAGAGAACACAAGCAGGAAGAAGAGCAGAGGAAGAGGGACAAGCAGACUUGCCACAAUACGGGGAGCCCGACAUGGGGCUCGAUCCCAGGACUAUGAUAUCGUGAUGUGAGCUGAAGGCAGAUGCUCAACUGACUAAGCCACCCAGGUGCCGGUCAUUUUUUUAAUUGCGUGGUUUCUUUUCUUUAUUGUUGAGUUUUGACAAUUCUUUAUAUAUUCUUGAUAUUAGUCCUUUGACAGACAUGGAAUGUGCAAAUAUUUUACCCCAAUCUGUAGCUUUUUAUUCUCUUAACAGUGCCAGGGAAGUUUUCUUACGGCAUUGAGGUCAGGGUUUAUGGCUUCCUUUGUUUUUUGCAGAUUUUUGUUGGUGAUGAAGUUUGGCAUGAAAAAUAGGGUGUUUUGGCUUAUGUUUGGAUAUUUUGAAUUCAUAUAAAGCGGAGUAGGAAUGAGGAUGAUGUUCAUUUAAUGGCUUCUUCCCCUGAAAAAAAUAUGCUUUGUCCCUGAAGGAAUGCACUGGUAGAUAUUAAUGGCAGUCAUACCUUAUUUCAUCCCCCACACAAAUUCAGGAAUUUGUCCUUUCCCAUCUAACAUUAGAACCCAGUGUCACAGGGAUGUGUAUUGACACAUUUUUUUAAAAGAUUUUAUUUACUUAUUUUAUAGAAAGAGCAUGCAAGGGGCAGGGAGGGAGGUAGAGGCAGAGGGAGAGAGAGAAACCAAAGCAGAAUCCCUGCUGAGCAAGGAGCCCAAGGGAGGGCUUGCUCCCAGGACAGCAACAUCAUGACCUGAGCAGAAACUGAGCUGGACACUUAACGUGCUGAGCCACCCAGGUGCCCUUUAACACAUCUAUUUGAAUUUAACAAUGAUGUCAGACGGACGGAAAAUGAGUCUGAUUUGCCUGACUGGUUUGAUGUGAGAACUGGCCCUGCCAAUUAGGUUAUGUGGCAAGAAUUUUGCAUAAAUUGGGUAAGCUAAAUCUGCAGCCCCCAAAUUUUAAAGAAAAUAUAUUUCAAGCAUAUAAAAGUAUCUCUCCAAAAAAAUAUGAGAUUGGCAAAGGUGUAUUGAAAUGACUAAUAUUCCAAUUUUUCUAGGCCUGAGUAUAUCAAGUUAAACAAAGUGACUCUUAAGUAAUAGAGUGACUGGUUUAAUUGAUAGUAAUUUGAUAAGCCCGGGCAAAGUCUUGUUACCAUACCUCCCAGAAAAUUAGAAAGUGAACACUUCUUUUUUCUCUAAGUUUUUAUUUAUUUAAUCUCUACAAUCAACAUGGGGCUCAGACUCAUGGCCCUGAGAUUAAGAGUUGCUUGCUCUUUCAACUGAGCCAGCCAGGCACCCCAAGAAAGUAAAUACUUUUGACUUUUGCAACACAGGUAGCCUCAAAUUCUUUGCUCUAAUAAAGAUUAAAGGAAAAUCUGAUCAAAUUGUCAGCUGAGAGAUUACUAAGUAAUUUCUGUUGAUGGAUCACUGAUUUUUUUGAUCUCAAAGUAUUCAGUAAAGUAUGUGACAUGGUUGUCAUAUAUGUGAACGAGGUUUUUCAGACCUAACAUAAAAACAAAAAAUAGGAGUAUAAUUUAUUCCCGAAUCUUGUUUAAUUCUAUUGCUAAGUAAUGUUCAUCUCUCAUAUAACUCAAUAGCAAAAAAAAAAAAAAUUAAAACAGGCAGAAGACCUGGAUACAUAUUUUCCAAAGAAGAUGUACAAAUGACCAGCAGGUACAUGAAAAGGUGCUCAACAGCAUAAUCAUCAGGGAAAAGCAAAUCAAAACACCAAUAAGAUAUCACCUUGCUGUAAGAGUAGCUAUCAAAAAGACAAGAAAUAACAAGUAUCAGCCAGGAUGUGGAGAAAAGGGAACCCCUGUGCACUGCUGGUGGGAAUGUAAAUUGGCGCAGCCACUGUGGAAAAGUUAUGGAGGUUCCUUAAAAAAUAAUAAUAGACCUACCAUAUACCCAGUAAUUCCAUUUCUGGGUGGGUAUAUGAAGGAAACAAAAUCACUGUCUCAAAGAGUUAUCUGCACCCAAUGCAGCGUUAUACACAAUUGUCAAGUCAUGGAAAUAGCCUGUGUCUACAUUAAUAGAUGAAUGGAUAAAGAAAAUACACACACACCCCUUGAGGAUAUUAUACUAAAUGAAAUAAAUCAGAGAAAGACAUUGUAUGAUCUCACAUGUAGAAUCUAUAAAAGCUGAACUCAGAAACAGAGUAGAAUAGUGGUUGCCAGGGACUGGAAAGUGGGGGGAAAUGGGAAGAUGUAGGGCAAAAAAUACAAAUUGCCAUUUUUGGGAUGAAGAAAUUCUGGGAAUCUAUCAUACAGCAUGGUGACUAUUGUUUACUAUUUUGUAUAUUUUAAAGUUGCUAAGAGAGUAGAUCUUAAAUGUUCUCAUCAGCCUCAAAAAAAGGUGAGAUGAUGGAGGCAUUCACUAACCUUAUUAUGGUAAUCAUUUUGCAAUAUAUAUGUGCAUUAAAUAAAUCAUUGUAUUGUACAUCUUAAACUUAGAGACAAUGCUAUGUGUCAUUUGAGAUAACUCAGUAAAGCUGGAGAAAAAAGUAAUAUUCAUCCACAGAUAAAUGUGUUUUUUUAAAUUAAAAAAAUUUUUUAAAAAAGAUUUUAUUUAUUUAUUCAUGAGAGACACAGAGAGAGGCAGAGACAGGCAGAGGGAGAAGCAGGCUCCAUGCAGGGAGCCCCAUGUGGGAUUCUAUCCUGGGACUCCAGGACCACACCCUGGGCCAAAGGCAGUCGCUAAACCGCUGAGCCACCCAGGCGUCCCGAUAAAUGCAUUUUUUAAAAGAAACCAGCCCAUCCAUCUCACUAAGAGCUGUAAUUCCAAUAAAAUUUUGAUUUUUUAGUUAAUACCUAUUUAUAUAAAUUUAUAUUUGUUUUGAUUGACUGCUAAUAAUAAUUUUUAAAAAAUAUUUGUUAGAGACAGAAGAGUAUGAGCAGGGAGGGGUAAGGGAGAGGGAGAGAGAAUCCCAAGCAGACUCCACACUGAGUGUGGAGACUGACUCUGAGCUCAGUCUCAGGACCUCGAGAUCAUGACCUGAGCAGAAAUCAAGAGUCAGAUGUUUAACUGACUGAGCCAUCCAGGUGUCCUGACUGCUAAUAAUAACUUUUUUAAUUAAUUUUUUUCUGAUUUUAUUUAUUUAUUCAUGAGAGACACAGAGACAUAGAGAGGCAGAGACAUAAGCAGAGGGAGAAGCAGGCUCUAUGCAGGGAGCCUGAUGUGGGACUUGAUCCCAGGACUCCAGGAUCACGCCCUGAGCCGAAGGCAGAGGCUUAACUGCUGAGCCACCCAGACAUCCCUAUAAUUUUAAUGAUAAGUCAAUCCAGCAUAAAAAUUUAUUUAUUUUUUUAAAGAUUUAAUUUAUUUAUUCAUGAGAGACACGGAGAGAGCGAGAGGCAGAGACACAGGCAGAGGGAGAAGCAGGUUCCAUGCAGGGAGCAUGAUGUGGGACUCCAUCUCAGGACUCCAGGAUCACACCCCGGGCCGAAGGCAGGCACUAAACCGCUGAACCACCUAGGGAUCCCCCAGAAGAAAAAUUUUUUUUUUUUAAGAUUUUUUAUUUAUUUAUGACAGACACAGAGAGAGAAAGAGGCAGGGACACAGGCAGAAGCAGGCUCCAUGCAGGGAGCCCGACAUGGGACUCGAUCCCAGGUCUCCAGGAUCAUACCGCUGGCCAAAGGCGGCGCUAAACCGCUGAGCCACCAGGGCUGCCCCCCAGAAGAAAAAUUUAAUGAGCCUUUUUGUUAUAGGAAGUAAAACAGACUUAAAAUUUCAAUAAAUAUGCAUAUUUCUAUUGCAGAGAAUUAUUACAAGUUGAUAAAAGUGAUUACAAAGUGAUAAAAGACUUUCAUGCAUAAAAUAGAUUGCUUUAGAAUAUCGUUCUGUGGAAUUGGACAACUAAGAAGAAAUGGAUAAAUUCCUAGAAACAUAUAAACUACCAAAACUGAAACAGGAAGAAAUAGAAAAUUUGAGCAGACAUAUAACCAGCAAAGAAACUGAAUCAGUACAAAAAAAAAAAAAAAAAAAAAAACCCUCCCAACAAAUGAAACUCCAGUGAUGUGGGAAGCAAAGACAAAAGAAAAAUCAAACAUCUUUACUACUUAUAGGCCAUUGACAAGUCCUUGAAACAGGCAGAAUGACAGUCCUAUAGGAACUCAGCUGCCUCGAUGUUAGAGCUUUGCUAAGGGCAAAAGGCAAUCUUAGCCCAACUCCAGAAUCCUGUAAGUCUACUUUAACGUGUAAAAAUUCCUUUGAGGGGCAUCUGAGUGGUGUAGUUGAUUAAGCGUCCAAUUCUUGGGUUCAGCUCAGGUUGUGAUCUCACAGUCUUGGGAUUGAGCGCCAAGUCACACUCCGUGCUCAGCAUGGAGUCUGCUGAGAUUCUCUCUCCCUCUUCCGCUGCCCCUCCUGCUCAUGCUCACCCUCUGUCUAAAAUAAAUAAAUCUUUUUUAAAAAAAUAAAUAAUUACUUUGGAAACUUCCUUUAUCUUUAUCCUCCCAAGAUAUGUGUUGGCAAUAAUCCUCCAAGCAUAUGAUCCACCAAUAUACAUCUGGAGGGUCUCAUGACUAAGGUUUUAUUAGACAGUAAUAAAGAUUGAUUUUUUUUAUUUAUUUAUUUAUUUAUUCAUUCAUUCAUUCAUUCAUUCAUUCAUGAGAGACAGAGAGAGGGGGGGGGUAGAGUCACAGGCAGAGGGAGAAGCAGGCUUCCUGCAAGGAGCCCAAUUCGGGCUCCAUCCGGAUCCUGGGAUCACGCCCUGAGCUGAAGGCAGAUGUUUAACUGCUGAGCCACCCAGGCGUCCUAUCAGACAGUAAUAAAUGAUCUUUUCCUAACAAUAGCUAGCCCCCUCAAAGUCCUGGAAACCUUGCUUCCAAAAUUCUUUGGAGACUUAUGCUCUCACUAACCCCCUCCCAACUUGGAGGUAUAUAAUGGGUCACUCCUCAUGACCCCAGUGCAGCUCUUUCUGCCCACAGGUCCUGUCCCUGUGCUUCAAUAAAAACACUUUUGGGCCCCUGGCUGGCUCAGUGGUUGGACAUCUGCUUUUGGCUCAGGUUGUAUGUAUCUAUGUACCUAUGUAUCUCAUGAAUAAAUAAAUAAAAAUCUUUAACAAAUAAAAACACUUUUUUGCACUGAA